AUGGAAUAUAUUUCGAUUGAUUCACCUAUUCAAUUAUGGACAAGUGUAUUUCUUGAAUUUGAUUUUGUAUUUGAUAAAUUAACACGUAUUUAUACAACAAUUAAAUCUAGUACACCAAUUAAUUAUGCAAAUGUGAGACGUGUUUUUGAUCCAUUUUCAAAAUUAUUAACAUUUAUUUUACAAAAUGAAACAUUUCAAUUAGAACAUAUUAUUCAAUUAUGCUCAAUAAGUAAUCGAACAUUUA
Rotaria sordida is the source of this 244-nucleotide messenger RNA. The record is from the annotation of a GenBank genome assembly. Lineage: Eukaryota; Metazoa; Rotifera; Eurotatoria; Philodinida; Philodinidae.